CUUUCAAGAAGAGUUUACACAAAUUAUUAAAUUUGAACCUCCUUUGUACAAGCAACGCCACCAGUUCGUUAAAGAUUUAGUGGAGAAAUAUAAACCUAAGAAGAUUUUUUGCUGCUAACUUUGCUGCUGGUGAGCCUGUUCUCUGAGUUUUGGAGGAAGAACAGCCCAGUGAAAAGCAGUGGUGAAUGUGAAAAUUGAUGCAGCUUUUAUAUUUAAAAUCAUACCUUACUGUUACUCAUGUGGGAGACAUUCUCCAGAAUCCAGUGGGAUGUCCUACAUAUACUUUUUUAUAGGUGUAGUGACAAAAGGUGGCAGAUUUAGGAUGUGCUGAUUGCAGCCUUCUCUGGAUGCUGAAAUUCUGCAGUUGCAUUGAAGUGUUAGCUGGGCUAGAUAUCUGUGCAAAUGUGAUGAAAGAGAAAAUGCAUACUUUGUCUCCUCUUCCUGUUGAUUAUUUGCAGCCAUCUGAAAGAUGCCUAACUGUUACCUUGCAUCAUGGUUCAGUUGCCCAUAAAGAUCCCUGUAUGCUUGGUUUUGACUUGGUGACAUGUAUUGAACUAAUAGAACACCUGGAUGAAUCAGAGCUGAAGAAGUUUCCUGAAGUGGUGUUCGGUUUCAUGGCUCCAAGCAUAGUUGUGAUCAGCACUCCAAAUUCUGAAUUUAACCCUUUGCUUUCAAGAGUGAUGUCAUACAGGCAUCCAGACCACAAAUUUGAGUGGAGCCAAGCACAGUUUCAAAACUGGGCUCUAGAGGCUGCUCGAUGCUAUGGUUACUCAGUGGAAUUUACUGGCGUUGGGCACCCACCAACAGGAAUGGAGAAGGUUGGGUUUUGUACCCAAAUAGGUGUGUUUGUGAGAAAAUAUCCUCAAACUGGUGAAUCAGUUCAGUCUGAGAAACCCACUGAAACAGUUUACAAAACAGUCUUCAAAGCAGUGUACCCAAGUCUUAAAGAUGAAAAGUACUUGCAGAAUGCAGUGAUCAGUGAAGUUAUUUUCACAGCCCAAAUCAUUAAGCACCGUUUAAUGUCAAUACGUGAGGAGUACAGUGAUGAUCCUGAGAGAGAAUCCAAAUUCCAACCUUCAAUGGACUGUUUUUCAGACUAUCUUGGAAAACUGGUUGUUGAAAAACACAUGGAACCAUUUAUCAGUGGAAAUGAGGUUUACAUACCUCUUGCAACAGUCUUUUCUUUUCCCAAAGUGAAUCGCCUUUGUGGUACCUUUGAGAAGUUAUGCAAGCUUAUUGCUGGCAAGGUCACACUGAGUAGUGAUGGCUCUGCUGUGAUGAUCAGUAUUGAGCAUGAAGAGAAUUAGAUCUUACACGAAGUUCAGUUGAAGUAAUGAAAGUGUUUUUUUUAAAAGUUGUCAGAUGCAAUGUUCUGUAUGCUAAGUAGACUGCAAAAUAUUUUCUAACCUUCCAUUGGUGGUCUUUAUUUAUCAGCAUCUCUCACUGAGUGAAGGUGAGUGCUUCUGACAAAGGCAGCAGUAACUCCUAGGGGUUUCAAGUAGAGUAUCAGGAGCCAAAAGGAAAUAAUUCCUAAGAAGAAAAUUAAGUAUUUCUGUUAGCUUUCUAUUGCUUUAUUGUAGCUAUCAUUACUAGAUUAUUUCUAGUAGGCUCUUGUUAGCUUCAAGGACAGUUUGGUUUUGCCAUCUACUGUGUUGUGCUGAAUAAUGUGAGUCAGACCUAAGUUUACAGCAAGUUUUUUCUUAAUUUUGACAAAAUUUAGAGAUGCCUUUGUCAAGAUGAGUACAUACUCAGCCUUGAUGAAAACCAAAUGUUGUUCAGCUGAAUUGAAAUUUGAAACUAUAAUCUUUGUUCUGUUUUUCAAAAAAAAAAAUUCAAAAAAAUUAAAGAACUGCAGUAAUUGUGAAUGCUAACUUGAAAAAAUUUCUGUUGUUUUCAUGUGCAGCUGCUGUUCAAAACUGUAAAAUCCAAAUAGAAUAGAUGGAAAAAAAUUAAUAAGAACAAAACUCCACAACACAACCAAAAAAACCCUCCAACAUCAAAAAAAAGAGUGCAGGAUCCUGAAUGUAAGGGAAAUAAUGUAGAUAUCUAUUGUUUGGUUAUGGUCAGAAUAGUUGAAGAGAACAUUUCUGAUCAGUGUUGUGAAUUAAAAAUUUUCCUUAUAGAUUAGAAAAAGAAUAGGAUCUAAAUGACACAUUUUCCCAAUAAUACAGAUAUCAGUUUAUAAUAAACACAGGCAGAAAAGAGCAAAGCAUUUAAAAAAGAAGUCCUUAACUGGAAGAGAAACUGAAAAUGGAUUCAAACUUCCAGUUAAGUUUGUAAUUUUUUGCAUUAAAAAAAGAGACAAUUGUUUAGGAAUGGAUUCCAAGCUGAAGACAUGAGUUUAUUGAAUGUCUGAGAGAUUUGUAUUUAAAUACAGUUAAAAAAACUUAUAAUCCACCAAUACAUCCCAAACAGUUUACAACAUGGAAGUCUCCAGUAUUAAUAUAACAUAGUUUACAAAAAUGAAAAUACAGCACCUGAAUGUGGUUAUUUUCACUUACAUGAUGCACAAUUAGAUUAUCACUUCACAAAGAGUUGUAAGUCAAGUCUGAAGAAUAAAUUACUAAGAUACAGUUUUAUGAAAAGCUGUAUUUCUAUGUCAACUUCCCUAUUAUUUAAAAGAUCUGCUCAGGCAAGAAAAUACUGUUUCUAAUAAACAGAUUAUCUAACAGAUGACCAUUAGCUAUGCUGGUUAACA
This is a messenger RNA of Parus major (Great Tit), 2698 nucleotides long. RefSeq names its product HEN methyltransferase 1 (gene HENMT1). Gene Ontology annotation, biological process: siRNA processing; RNA methylation; piRNA processing. Gene Ontology annotation, cellular component: nucleus; cytoplasm. Gene Ontology annotation, molecular function: O-methyltransferase activity; RNA methyltransferase activity. The record is from RefSeq and is a predicted model, not a curated record. The coding region runs from base 348 to 1307 and encodes 319 amino acids. NCBI's taxonomy places the organism in Eukaryota, Metazoa, Chordata, Aves, Passeriformes, Paridae. The transcript has 7 exons.